AUGGGAAAGGUGAACAACUUACCGUCGGCGCCACCGCCACCGUCGUUAUUGGCGGAUAUUAUUCAAGCGAGAAUGAAUAUAAAAAAAAAAUAUUCUGCUCUAAAAACCGGCCGUUUUGAAACCGAAUCGUUAGUAAAUAAUACACUCGGUUCUAUUAUCGAUCCUCUUAAUAAAAUACGCGACAAUAUCGGUACCCUCCGCACGCAUUCGUCGGUGCACCAGCCGCAAAGCCCACCCACGUCACCGACCACCACACCGCACCACACCACACCACACCACACCACACCACCACACCAUCAUCCGCAGCAUCGACGUCGCGACAGUCAACACAACGAUCGUUACCGGAUGUCUAUAAAAAACAUUCCACCGCCUCAUAAUCAUCAUCAUCGUCAUUAUCAUCAUCGCCGCCGCUUACUACACAAUACGAUUUGA
Macrosiphum euphorbiae (potato aphid) is the source of this 432-nucleotide messenger RNA. The record is from the annotation of a GenBank genome assembly. Lineage: Eukaryota; Metazoa; Arthropoda; Insecta; Hemiptera; Aphididae.